GGGGAAUAGGGGGGUUGUUACAAACAAUUUGUUCAUAUUUUAGAUAAUCGUUAAUGUAUUAUACUUAAAUUCAACAUGUCGUGCAAUCACUGUAGUACAAAAUUCAAUUUUUUCCACAAAGAGAUGGGAUGUUCUCAUUGUGGACUAUCUUUUUGUAAUAAAUGUUUAAAGCAAAAAUGUAAAAUACCUUCUAAAGGCAAUGGAGAAUACAAUGUAUGUCGAAUAUGUUUUAAUAAACUUACCACGGGUAAUUCAGCCAACCAAUCAACCUCACAGCCUCCUCCAGACACCUUUUUAAAAAGACUUGAAAAUCUGGAAAAUCCUAGCGCGCCCCCUAUAACAAUCUACAAGCAAAACCAUGAUCAAAGGGGACAAAAUUUACGAGCAGGGUUGUCACAAGUAGAUCAGAAACUUGUUGAAAGACUAGAAAAGUUAAAGGAAGAUAAAGGUCCACCUCCACCCUCAGAAAUAGAGAUCAGAAAGCGUCUUGCCAACCUAAGGGGAGAAAAUGAUUACGUUGAAGGGCCCAGCAGACAACCAUUGUUCACUAAUGACACAAGGUCAGAGCAGCAAAGGGUUGACAGUUUGUUGGAUCAGUUUGUAAACGAAAGAGAAAUUGAGUUGGCUUACAAUCCUCAGGAAGAAAUUGAAGCCAGGUUGGCCACCUUAAGAGAAAAAGGAGUGAGACCAAAUGAGGGGCCCUACAUAGCAAAUCUGCAUGAUUCAGGCAGCAGUGAGGAGGAACUCGAUAAGAUUACAAAAAAAAUAAUGGACGAGGUCGCGUUGGAACAACGAUGCUCCCUACCGACCGAAAACAAAACGAAACCGCAACCGAUACGAUCGAAGGCGGCGUCGAACUCCUCGACAGAAGACGACGAAUCAGGAGGCCGUUCAGCGUCGGCGGAGUUGCCGUGGUGCGUGCUGUGCAACAACGAUGCCAGAUAUCGCUGCUACGACUGCAGUGGCGACCUCUACUGCAAUGAGUGCCACAAGGAGGUGCACAAAAAUUGGGGGGAUUCGGAUCACAAAGUUGUGCCAUACAAAAACAAGUAAUUAAAUCGAAUGUAACCUUUAAAUCACAACCACAUGAUUGUUUCACACAUUAAUCUACGUUUUAGACGCUUAUUUACUAACUAAUUUAUUGUAAAAUACAGAA
Messenger RNA from Brassicogethes aeneus, 1156 nucleotides. NCBI's taxonomy places the organism in Eukaryota, Metazoa, Arthropoda, Insecta, Coleoptera, Nitidulidae. The record is from the annotation of a GenBank genome assembly.